AAUCCUCCCAUCGAAAACCAAUCCUGUCACUCAUUUACCCAAUCUAUCACAAAUCUUCGCGGUCUAUGGUUUUUAAACGUCUUGAGUCCAUGAUAGGACUAUGCUGUCGGACUCGGAGGGUCCACUAUGGAGAAAGGUUCCGUCUUUCACCGGUCCUAUUCCCAGGGCACGACACGGCCAUCGAGCUGUGGCUAUCCGAGAGCUAAUUGUAGUGUUUGGGGGAGGAAACGAGGGUAUUUCGGAGGACCUGCAUGUUUACAACACUGUGUCCAGGCAAUGGUUUCUUCCAGCGGUCCGGGGAGACAUCCCUCCUGGCUGCGCUGCCCAUGGCUUUGCAUGUGAAGGGACCCGUAUCCUGGUGUUUGGUGGCAUGGUGGAGUUUGGCAAAUACAGCAACAAUCUCUAUGAGCUACAGGCAAGUCGCUGGCUGUGGAAGAAAUUAAAACCUCGAGGCCCGAAGAAUGCAUCCCCUCCCUGCCCUCGCAUUGGUCACAGUCUCACCCUCAUCGGAAACAAAUGCUACCUGUUUGGGGGUCUGGCCAAUGACAGUGAAGAUCCUAACGGCAAUGUACUAAGGUACCUGGAUGACCUCUAUGAGCUAGAGCUGCAGGCUGUAUCGGGGGUCAAGGGUUGGAGUAUUCCGGACACGAAAGGUGGGGGUCCCUCCGCCCGUGAGUCCCACACGUCAGUGGCCUACUGCAAGCCCGGGCACAGUCCCAAACUCUACGUCUUCGGAGGCAUGUGCGGACAUCGGCUUGGCGAUUUGUGGCAACUGGAUAUUGAAACCAUGACGUGGUCCUCUCCGGAAAUGCGAGGACCGUGCCCCAUAGCCAGAAGCCUCCAUUCAGCCAACGUCAUAGGAAACAAGAUGUAUGUGUUUGGAGGCUGGGUCCCGGUGGUGGAGUCUGAGAACAAGCCCAACGCCCUCGGUGUGGAGUGGAUCUGUACUAACUCGCUAUCACUGUUGAAUCUGGACGCCAUGACGUGGCAGCGCCUGGGCCCAGAGCAGGAGCAGCAAGAGCAGGAGCAGCAGCCUCCAGACGAGGGUCCCACCAGCGCCCCCGGAGCCCGCGCAGGCCACUGCGCCGCCGCCAUCGGCUCACGCCUCUACGUCUGGAGCGGCCGCGACGGCUACCGCAAGAGCUGGAACAUUCAGGUCUGCUGCAAGGACCUCUGGUACUUGGAGACGGAGAGGCCCACCACCCCAUGUGCAGUGCUGCUGGUCAAAUCCACCAUCUCCAUGCUGCAUGUGUCUUGGCGCCCCCUACCUGCGGCCGAGUAUUACCUCCUGCAGUUACAGCCGGUCAGGCCCCCCCACGCCCCGCCUGCGUAUCCCUCCGAUCCCUCCGUCGACCCCCAGGAGCAGUCCACGGAGGUCGUGGAAGAGGGAAGCUCAGACGUCCAUCUGUCAGAUAAUCCUUUUGGUCAGAGCCGUGACGGCCCAAGUGGGAAGAUGUCAUCUGGGAAGAAAAUGACCUCACCACUGAAGGGAGGAGGUGUUGUCGUGGAGACCCCGGUGGAGAUCUGUGAGAGCGGCUCCGAGCUGCAGGUGGACUCCCAUCCCGCCAAGGAGAGGAGUGGAAGAGGACCCAGCCUACAGUCUGAACCCUACUCUACAUCAUACCCAGGGAGUUCCAUGGAUCACCUGAGCCAGACCCCAGCUGAAGAGGAGAGCCUGGAGGAGUCUGUCUGGUUUGAUGUGGGGGUCUUUAGGACUCUAUUCGCCGAGGUCACCGAGUACUACCUGCCCCCCACGGGAGGGGAAGAGCCACUACCCCCUCCGUACCACUUCACCAGCUCCAAAGAGGUCAAACAGUGGAUACACGAGUGCUACGAGGGCAGAGAGAAACACUCUCUAGAGCCAGGUGUCACUUACAGGUUCAGAGUGUGUGCCAUCAACAGCCUCGGCCAGGGAGACUUCAGCGCUGCGAGCGAGUACAAGACCUGCCAGCCUGGCUUCCCCGGAGCGCCCUCUGCUGUCAAGAUCAGCAAGGUGUCUGAGAACGUGCACAUCAGCUGGGAGUCGCCCGCGUCGCCGUCGGGGAAGAUCCAGGAGUACAGCAUGUACCUGGCUGUGCGGAAGAGCCGCGGGGGGUCCAGCAGCGCCGCCGCUGCCGCUACCACCACCACCGCGGCGGGCGCGGCCGGCGGCGAAAUGGCCUUCAUCCGCAUCUACCGCGGCACCAAGACCUCCUGCACGGUCAGCCCGUCGCACCUGGGCAACGCCCACAUCGACUGCUCGGCGCGGCCGGCCGUGGUGUUUCGCAUCGCCGCCAAGAACGAGCAGGGCUACGGCCCCGCCACACAGAUCCGCUGGCUGCAGGAUACGAGCAAACUGAAAGCCUCGUCCUCUGAAUCCAAAGCAAACUCCGGAGAGGCGGACCAGGAAAGUAAAAAAAGAUAGAUUGACCAAGAUCCGGGCUGAUCUCAUCAGAUGGGUUCGAACUAACUACUCCAUUGGAUGCCUAUGUAAAGUCACACAACACACGGUUUCUAUUGUAGCACAAUGCCUGGCCUUACAACACACGUUUAUGUGAGAAAAGUGUGAAUUCCUGCCAAUUUUUUUCUAAAUCCAUGAGAAAUCGAUAUACCGACUGUAAAAAUACUACGUAAGUGGAGACAAACGCCUUUUUAGUUCUUGUACAUAUGUAUUUAUACUCGUCUUCUUUUUUAAAACAAAAAAAAACCCCAGCUUUUGUUCGUUUCAUUUUAUGUCAUGAAUCCUUCUUUGAUGAUUACUAGACCAGGCUCUUUUCGUAAUAUCGAUAUGGAGUUACUAUAGCAGCUGGGUUUCAAGUGCCUUGAAGUGCCGAAAGGGGCCAAUCUUGGGCCACUUAUUCUGACUGGUGCUUUUGAUUUAAGUGUUUCACUGGUUUUCAACUUGGUCAAAAAAAAAAAAAACAAAGAUUGUUACUUGACAUUAAAAUAUGUCUACAUUUCACUGGAGGUAUGCAAUCCUGAUGAGUGUUUGGUCAAUAUGAUGGUUGUUGAUACUAUAUUAAUAAAGCACUUAUUUAUUGUGUUGUAAUAUAUGUUAUCACACAUAUCCUAGCCUGUAUAACAUUAACAUCCCAAUAUUGGUGGAAAUAUUAGUCUGUUCGAAAUGGUCUGCACCUUUGUACUAUUCCAUGUCCAUUUCAGUUAGCGUAGCACUAAAGAGACCAAUUACAGAUGUGCUUCACUCCGUUGAUGUUGUUGUCUUGACAGAAAACACUGUUCUGAUAUGUGCUCCCAGUCUUCAAUAAGCAUUAUGCAACAUUGUAGCCUCCAAUUUUAACUGAGGUACUGUAGACAAACGGUGUCAUUUUUUUUCUUCCACAUUUCACAUUGUUUACAUUGUCCUUCACCCAUUAAAAUCCAUUACAUUUUUCUUUUUCUUGUA
Molecule: messenger RNA, 3382 nt
Organism: Sardina pilchardus (European sardine)
Lineage: Eukaryota; Metazoa; Chordata; Actinopteri; Clupeiformes; Clupeidae
Gene: hcfc2
Product: host cell factor C2
Exons: 15
Coding region: 101-2404 (767 amino acids)
Biological process (GO): regulation of DNA-templated transcription; chromatin remodeling
Cellular component (GO): histone methyltransferase complex
Molecular function (GO): protein binding; transcription coactivator activity
Source: RefSeq, a predicted model, not a curated record